GUUAGUUGUCGGCCUACUCGAGAAGCUCGAAACUUUUUAAACUUGUAUACAUCGCAUCACAGUAGCCGUGUCUUAUGUAGGGAGAUAAGUGACAAGUUUCAGGGUAAAAAAAGUAUGUACACAAAUAACAAACUUCAAGAAUUUCAAACAUUCAGCGCACAUUCUUUGCAUAGUUUUAAAAGCUUUUGAUGAGUAAAUACUGUUUUUAAAUAUUAGUUGACUGUCUUGUGAUAUGUGCUUACGUAAUUUUACGGUUUCGUAGUCGUUAAUAUUUGAUAAAGAAAACUGAAAGACGGCAUAAUACAAGCAGAAUAACUUUGAAGCCUUCUGCAAGGAAUUUAACCCCAUACAAGAAAAGUAUUUUUGACAGAAAUAUCGAGCGCUUUAAAAAGCAACGUUGCCAAUUCGGGUAUGCAGAAACAUGGAUGGAAACCAUAUUUUCAACAUCGUCACUAUUCUAGUGGUGAUGUUCUUCGAUACAGUGAUAUUAGACGCUAUGUAUAUGGUUUCGAAUCCAGAACCUAUAGCGUUUCCCGAAGGUUUUGAAACGGCUUUGACGUGCGAUAUGAAUAUAGAACCAGAUAAAUUUGAAUGGAAAUUUUAUCCAACUGACAGUCCGUACAACUCGAAUGCUUUCAUUGAUCUUAGCAAUUCUACAUUCCAUCUUAUAUCUGAAAAUAGAUAUAAUAAACAGAGAAAAAAGUCUACCCUUAUGAUACAGGUGAGCGGCCCCCAUAUAGCUGGUGAUUACCAGUGUUUAGCUUAUUAUGGAGCUUACGUUGUAGCUUCUAUACCGUGGAGGCUCACUAUAGCCCAAUUGAAAGAAUUUCCUAGACAAGACAGUAUCGAUACUACGGUUACAGUUGGUAACACAAUAAUCUGGAGAUGUUUAGUACCUGAAUCAAAUCCGGAAGCUUCUAUAGAAUACCUAAAGAAAGGAGAAUUAGUGAAUUAUCGUUAUCAGAAAAAUCAGACAAAGUCAUUAAUAUUACCUAAUGUAAAUGCGGAUGAUACUGGAAUUUAUACUUGUAGAGCAACAAAUACUAUUAAAAAUGUCGAUUCAUACGCUCAUUUGAACUUGAGAGUUGUGAAUAACGCACCUCAUAAAUCACCCUAUUUUAUUUCUGAACCGAAGAAGACAUAUACAGUUCUAAAAGGUGAUACAGUUUCUUUGGAGUGUUCCGCAGUAGGAAAUCCCAUCCCAAAAGUGGUUUGGUUCAAGAAAAAUGGUCAAUUACCUACAAACCGCAUCAAAAUGAUCAACGGUAGUCUGAUAAUCAAUAAUGUUAUAUCAUCAGACGAAGCCAUCUAUGUCUGUAACCAUACCAACUCUUAUGGUACCAUAUCCCGUGAAAUAACUUUGAUAUAUAAUGAAGAACCUAGCAUAGAUUGUCCCACAAACAAAACGGAUCCAAAGCAAGGAGAGUUUUUGGACUUGAUUUGUACUGUUAGAGGUGUACCGCCACCGCAUAACGCUUGGUUUCUCAACGGUUUUUCAGUAUUGAAUGAUAGUUUGGUUGAAGUGAGGGACAAUAGAAUAAAUUUUACUCGAGUAGAGAAAAGACAUGCUGGUAAUCUGCAAUUAUUUGCUAGGAAUGUUGUGAAAACUGUGUACAGCAGUAUAAUGAUAAGUGUAAUCCCUUUGGGAUCUAUCGAUACAUUCAUUGCACCAACAAGACCUCAUAAAAAACACUCAUCAAAACGACCUCCGAAGCGUCCCUCUAAACCCCCAAAGUUAAUUCCGCCCAGCAAACCAGUAAUAACUCGUAUGGAUGAUGAAUCAGUUGUUGUCCGUUGGAAUGUUUCUCAAGAUACGGGUUUGCCGAUAUCAUUUUUUAAAGUUCAAUAUAGAGAAUUAGGACCAGCCAAUUCCAAUGCACAUAAUGGAAGCAGUAGACCAAGUCGAUGGAAAACAACAAAUGUUGAUAUACAACCUAACAUUAGAAAUUACGAUAUUACCAAUUUAAAGCCGGAUUAUAUUUAUAGAUUCAGAAUAGCAGCAGUUUAUCAAAAUAACGAUAAUAAAUUGAGUCCCAACUCCGAUAAAUUCCACUUGGAAAGAUACGAUUUUGAUGAUAGAAAUCCUCUUCCAACUCCAAUUAUAAUAGAAACGGAAACUGUUAGUACCACUGCUGUCAAAAUUCAUUGGAAGUGUGACAACCCCAAAAACGUUCAAAUAGAUGGUUUUUAUAUUAGUUUUAUAUCAGCUUCCACUGCUGGAGAUUAUAUGAAAGCUACUGCCGAUGGGAAAGAUACAAGAGAAUAUGUUAUAACACAUUUACAGCCUGAUUCGAUUUACGAUGUGAAACUGCAAAGUUUUAAUUCUAAAUAUGCUAGUGACUUCAGUGGAAUUAUGAAAGCUAAAACUGGUGCACUUCAAUUAGUUUCGACCACAACCACUCAACUUCCAAGUCAACCAACAUCGAGAGGAGAAAAAUCCGAAUUCAGUUUAUAUGUAAUUGUUGCUGGUGUUGUAAUUGGAUGUGCACUACUAGUUUGUGCUAUUACAGUUAUAUUCGUUUGUAGAAAAUGGCAACAGAAAAAAUCUGUUGACAAUAGAGACAAAACGAUAGGAGAGGAUCAUACUCUUCAAUUGGACGGUAACGAAUAUGUUGUAGUUAGUCCAAAAUCAAACGGUCAUACUCCCAAUAGGAUAACAAUCACCGCUAAUCCGCUCGCUGACGCGGACAACAAGAAUCAGAACAUGAUAGAGAUGUCUUGUUUGAGUGCUCAUUCGCAAAAUAAUAACUGCGCAAGCGCCACUGUCCGUCAAGAAUCCACAUCCGGCUCAGGAGGGGUCCCUCGGAACCAUGACAAGCCCCCCUCAUCGCCUAUCAACUCGAAAGAGCGAAAGAAGAAUAUUAUAGAUAAAAGUACUAAUAGCAGAAAUAAAAACAUAUCUGUCGAAAACGUUUCUUCUUCCGGGGAAAAUUACGUUUAAUAGACUUGUGUUACUUUAUUUGUGAUCAAAAUAUCGUGUGAUUUCGUCUUUAGAUUUUAGUUUUUGCAGAAAAUAUUAGACAGAGUAUAAUUAAUUCAAAAUUCAAUUAAAUAGAUUCUAAUUUUAUCAUUAUUUAUAGCAAUUUCAUUAGUGCACGACUGAUCUGUGUUGGUUUCAUAAAACUGAUUGAACGACAUUUUUCAUAAAUUAUUAAUUACAUUUUAUCGAAGUUAUAUAGCUAAGUAUGUUAUUAAAUCAUUAUAAAUAAGUUAUUAAAAAACAGACUGGAAAACAAGAUUGAAUGACAGUAAAAUAGAUUUUAAAAAGUCAGUUUUUGCACGUUAAUGACUGGUUUCAUAAUACAUUUAAAGGAAACUUUGUAUUUAAAAUUUCCAUUAAUAGUCGAGCGUUUCUUAAUUGACAUUUAGUCUUAAUGUUACUUUAAUUUGAACUUUAAGUUAAAGUCAGAAAUGUUUCACUUUAGCACAUUAAGUCUCCUUUAGUGGUAAACGUCAAAUACAAACGUAUGAUAUGUUUGAAUUCUAAUCUGACCCAGGCGUCUUUUUGAUAAAAUCUUUUAGUAGGUUACAGCGGAUACCGCAUUAAGAGAUGAAAAUUUAUACAAUAAAUCUAUUAAAAGAACAAGGAACGUUGUAGAAAUAAAAAAUGUGUAUCAACCAUAUACAUAAAACUUUUUAAAAAUGAUAAAAAUUGAAAUUAAACGCUAAAAUCAAGUCAAAAAAAAUGUUAGUCUCAAAACAACACUCACUUCUACAUUUCAGUUUGUUUCUUUUUCUAACUAUUGCAAAAGGACAGAGUAUUGUCAACCUCCUUUUAAUGAAGGAACCUUCACUUGAGAGACCGUUACAAAUCGAUUAUUAUUCAUUUCAACAACUAAGUUAAAGGAACCUUCAAAGUACUAGUUGGGGAUUAUGAAACCGGUCGUAAGCAUUAUUGGGUUUCCUUUUUGGCUAAAAACUCAUCAUUUACUUUGCUCGUCUUGAUAUUUCUAAUACAUUGCAAGCUGCAUUGUACGAGGGCCGUUUUUUUAUUCGAACUCCGAUCGCUCCGUGCAGACGCUACGCAGGCAUGCGCUGUAGGUGACUGCGAAGCUCUCGCACUACACACUCCUCCAUUUUAGACAUUCCGACCUCAGUCGGCGUUGUGCUACAGCCACGUAAACAUGUCCGCCAUUAUUGAUGCUUCCACUAAGUGUGAAUUGCAAAGAGUGAUUCGUUUUCUACAGGCUAAAGGCCAUAGUGCUGCAGAAAUUCUUAGGUGAAUGAGUCGUGUGUAUGGGGAAAACUUCAUGAGUGAUGGUGUUGAGCGUGGAUAGUGUCGAAUGUUUAAAGAUGGCCGUAAUAAUGAACAUGAUGGUCUGUUUUGUACUCUAGUUGAAUUCAUUGGCGGCAACAUUCUUUAAAAAGGGUAUUGAGAAGCUUAUCCGCAGAUAUGACAAAUGCCUCAUCUCUUCGGUGAUUAUGUCGAAAAGUAACCGUAAGUGUACUAAUCUUUUGGUAAUAAAACUAUUGUUUUAUAUGAACUUGUCUUUUAUUUAUAGACUAUCGGAAAAUGAAAAAAUAGGCUCUCGUAACAUCAACAAUCGAGGAAAUUUCUUCAACCUCGUUAGAAUUUGGAACUUUCCUCUUGUCUUCCUGAAGGUCUUAAAGUGACAAAAUUGCAGAACAUUGGCCCAAUUAUUACGGGCUACUGUACUGGUAGUAUGUCUAGUAUAAAUCUUAAUGGUUCCAGAAGUUUAAUUUAUAUGUUGAAAAGCAAUUUUUUAAAAAAGAUUCCUUGUUACCUCUUUUGUUAGAUUAUAGCCAAAGUCAUUUGAGUAAAUGCCAACUUUUUGACGUGUAAAAAUAAAUUUUAUCGCAUAUUUGAGUGUACAGAAUAUGAUUUUUUUCUAGUUAUGAUAUUAUUUGAGUGAACAUAUUCUAAUGACCUGUUUAUGGUGCCAACAAGCAGUAUAUCGAUGAUAAUAAAAAUAGUUUUUAGUCAUAUAGCUCUAAGAGUAUUUUUUCGAGUUGUUCAAGGCUGAUAGUGACGUUUUCGUUUUAUGUUUUUUUUAAUUGUAUAUUUUUAAAUUGUACAUAUUUUUAUGUAUAUACUGAUUAUUCGAAUCUUAAAAAUGUACGAACGUGAAUAAUGUGUCAAAUUUGAUGUAAUAGUUUUAAUUUUCAGACUGCUUUGAAAGUUAUUAUUAAUUUGUCUUCCAUACUUAAUUUGUAGUUACUCAUAAUUUUUUCAAUGAUGAGUUUCGAAUCACGGAAAGUUUGUUGGAGAAUAAUUUUUAUACUGUAUGUGAAUAUGUGCUUAUCUGACAAUUGUAGCUUGUUUGAUCAAUAUAAGCUUUUUCGCUUACGAAAUGGAUCAAUUGUUUACAGACUUAAAUAUGAAAAUUUAAUUGUUUAAAUUGGUAUUUCAUACAGAAGUUAUAAGUAUCCAUAAAUCAGUAAGACAUAGAAUCGUGUCGUUUUAAUAAUUUCAAAAAUCUUGUUUGUAGAAAUAUUUCAACUAAAAAAUUGUUGAUGUUUUUUCCAAAAAAAGAGCAACUAAUUCGAUAGUAAUUGAUUUAUAACCUAAAGGGAGAAUGUUAACAAGGAAAUCCUUUUGGUUUAUAGCUUAAUCAUUAAUGUAAUUGAAAUGUUUCUAAAGUAUGUAUACUGGGCAUUCGAUUAUAAUUACAAGAAUUUCAAGAGCAAAUAAUGAUGCAUACUUUUAUGAACAACUUUCAAUUUUAAUAAUAACUUCUGUCGAUCUGAUUCUAAUUUGGAUAUGGAUUUUUUUCAUUCAUUAACACCUUUCUAUUAAACUUUCAAUCUUUCUACUUCUACUUUCUACUCUUAUCAUGAGCUUCCCGAUUUUGCUAUAUUUUACUAAACAUUUUUUUUUCGAAAUAUAAAAUUUUCUCACUGAUUUUUGAAAUUUUCUCUAAUAUUUUUUUAAUAAAACUAGUUACUACUGACGACUAAUAAUUUUCAAUUACAUACAUGCUGUUUUCAUAGAAGUAUAUCAAAAUAAUGUUUAUAAAAUCCAAAAAAGUUUGACACUUUGUAUUUGGUGUUAUUAUAAAAGACAAAUUAAUAAAAUGUUCAGCAUUGCCAACUUACGAACUGCAAUAAUAAUUUUAAUUUACCCUUUUCUUUUGUUAAUUUAGUAUGUAGUCAACAGUGUUCAAAUUUAAAAACAUCUUGUUCAAAUAAAUAGUAUUUGGAUACUCAAACUAUUGUAUUGCCAAGUUAUGGAAGAUGAUAUUUGGAUGUUAGACGACGUAGACUUUUUAAUAGUAGCCCAUACUUUAAAUAAAAUUCUAUUGAAGCUACAGGUGUUGGAGGAGAUCCUGUAGAGUUUUUUUGUAUUAUUACUUCAAUUGAACACGACUUUAUUUUUAAUAAAUAUAGAAAAAAAUUGGUUCAAUAAAUGUGAAUGUAAUGAAGUAGUACUAAUCGGACUAACUCGAAUUAUUAUUGGAACCAUGAUUUUUAAUUUUGGAUACUGUUAAAUAACCCCGAAACCUUUUAUACACUGAAAAAGACUAAAAGAUUUGCCAUUAGCAAUUAAGAUUUAUAUUUAUUUAACCACAGUAUUAACUAGACAGCUAAUAUUAUUCCUCUGUAGAUUUUAGUAAGUAUAUUUUUGUAUUACUGCAGUCCCCGGUAUAUAUGUAUAUAAAAGUUGUGAAUGUACUUAAAAGUGCCGUUUUUAAUAUAUGAAUGAUUUUUUUA
Messenger RNA from Diorhabda carinulata, 6672 nucleotides. Its product is annotated as interference hedgehog-like. The coding region runs from base 422 to 2941 and encodes 839 amino acids. Gene Ontology annotation, molecular function: protein binding. The record is from RefSeq and is a predicted model, not a curated record. The transcript has 13 exons. Gene Ontology annotation, cellular component: axon; plasma membrane. Gene Ontology annotation, biological process: cell-cell adhesion; nervous system development; axon guidance. Lineage: Eukaryota; Metazoa; Arthropoda; Insecta; Coleoptera; Chrysomelidae.